AUGAACCCUCGACGAUGGAGAGGUGAAGAUGGGUGCUUGGAGGACCAAGAAGAAACGUCCCUGGCAGAUGAUCAAGCUGCCAAUGACAAUGAUGUUCACAACAUUGUCAUGUCAUAUCUUGCACAUAAUUGUUUAACAAAUACGUUUGAAUCAUUUACUGCCUCCACUGGCAUGAAGCAGACUGCUAAUCGUCUUGAGGAUAAGAGAAGAGAAAAAUUGGCGUUAGAAAGGAUGAUUUUGAAGGUCAUUGAACUUAUAGAGCAGUUUGCUCCCGGCUUGUUGGAGAAAAAUAAGAAUCUGCAUUUUGAUUUGUUGAGCCUUCAUUUUGUUGGACUUGUCUGCUCAAGAAAAUGCACAGAAGCUAUGAAAUUUGCGCAGGUAAAGUUGUCUCCUUUUGGAAAGGUGGAAAAACAUCUUAAAAAGCUUGAGGACUUCAUCGCUUUAUUAGCUUAUAAUGAGCCAAAAAAGUCACCCAUGUUUCAUCUAUUAAGCUUAGAGUACAGGGAGCAAGUUGUCGAUAGUUUGAAUAGAGCAAUACUUGAAAAUUCAAACCUCCUCAACUAUUCUGCGGUUAAAAGGUUGAUGCAAUAGACAACUGUCGUAAGGCAAUGCUUAAGUCAAGAAUCU
Capsicum annuum is the source of this 627-nucleotide messenger RNA. RefSeq names its product glucose-induced degradation protein 8-B homolog. Gene Ontology annotation, cellular component: cytoplasm. Gene Ontology annotation, biological process: cytoskeleton organization; cell surface receptor signaling pathway. The transcript is spliced from 6 exons. Gene Ontology annotation, molecular function: protein binding. NCBI's taxonomy places the organism in Eukaryota, Viridiplantae, Streptophyta, Magnoliopsida, Solanales, Solanaceae. The record is from RefSeq and is a predicted model, not a curated record. Bases 1 to 591 code for a protein of 196 amino acids.